Molecule: messenger RNA, 1365 nt
Organism: Halteromyces radiatus
Lineage: Eukaryota; Fungi; Mucoromycota; Mucoromycetes; Mucorales; Cunninghamellaceae
Product: thiamine diphosphate-binding protein
Exons: 8
Coding region: 98-1270 (390 amino acids)
Biological process (GO): branched-chain amino acid catabolic process; response to nutrient
Molecular function (GO): catalytic activity
Source: RefSeq, a predicted model, not a curated record
CUUUUUUCUCCCUUUCUUCUUAUUUUUUUAUAUAUUUCUUUUUCUUUUUCUUUUCCAUUCUCCCCUCUCUUUUUUUCUCAUAUUAUAUAUUACAACAAUGCUUCGUAACGCAAGUCGUCGCAUCACUUCUUUAUUACAGCACCAACAACGAUACUAUGCUGCUUCCGCUGCUGCUCAAACUAACGAUGGUAUCCAACAAGGUGUUGCCUAUUCAAAACUAUUGAAAAGAGCUCCUGAAGAAGCAUUUCGUACUCCCGAGCUGGCUCGGAUGAGUGCUCUCAACAGUGAAACAAAGAAAAUGAAUCUAUUCCAAGCUGUCAAUGAUGCCAUGUCUAUUGCAAUGACGACCGAUGAUACUGCUGUUGUAUUCGGUGAAGAUGUCUCAUUUGGUGGUGUAUUCAGAGCUACUUCUGGUUUGGUAGAAAAGUUUGGACGUGAUCGUGUAUUUAACACACCAUUGACAGAACAAGGUAUUGCUGGAUUUGCUGUUGGUAUGGCCUCUGUUGGUCAUACUGCCAUUGCUGAAAUUCAAUUCGCGGAUUACAUCUUUCCAGCUUUUGAUCAACUUGUCAAUGAAGCUGCAAAAUUCAGAUAUAGAUCAGGAAAUCAGUUUAACGUAGGUGGUAUGACGAUUCGCGCUCCUUGUUCAGCUGUUGGUCAUGGUGGACAUUAUCAUUCUCAAAGCCCUGAAGGUUUCUUUGCUCAUUGUCCAGGUUUAAAGGUUGUGACACCAAGAAGUCCCAUUCAAGCAAAAGGUUUACUACUGGCAUCUAUACGUGAUCGUAAUCCUGUUAUCUUUUUCGAACCAAAAUGCCUCUAUCGUGCAGCUGUGGAAGAAGUGCCUGUGGAAGAUUAUGAAUUGCCCUUAGGCAAAGCUGAAAUACUCAAGAAAGGUACAGACGUCACUGUAUUAGGAUAUGGAUCUCAGAUAUAUGCUCUAGAAAAUGCAAUUCAAUUGGCAGAAAAGAAGAUGCCUGGACUUAGCUGUGAACUUAUCGACUUGCGUACCAUUUUACCUUGGGAUGUGGAAACUGUGGUGGAAUCUGUCAACAAAACUGGACGAUUAGUGAUUGCUCAUGAAGCUCCAAAAACGGCUGGUGUAGGUGCUGAAAUUGCUUCUACUGUGAUGGAAAAUUGUUUCUUACGAUUGGAAGCUCCUGUUGAAAGGGUAUGUGGUUGGGAUACCCCCUUCCCUUUGGUAUUUGAGAAGUUUUAUAUGCCCAGUAUGAUCCGAUGCUAUGAUGCUAUCAAGAAUGUUGUAAAUUAUUAGAUUAUUACUUUCACCUUCCUUACCAAUUUUAUUCAUAUCACCAACAAUAAAACAAUUGUAUACAAUAUGUUUGUGGACUAUUUGAUGUUGAUGUA